GCGACGGGGGUGGCGGUAGUGCGGGCCGGGGAAACUUUGCCCCUUUGUGCGCUCCGCCCCGGAGGCGGCGGCGGGCAGACAGUGCCUCCCUGCUCCACCGGCCUGACUUGGGGACAUAGCAAAAGAAACUCACUUGCUGCGCCCUGCCCCGCUGCACACCCACUUGCAUACCUCAUGCCCGGCUCUAGGGUGGUCAAGGGUGAAGCACCCCCCCAGUCAAGAUGAUCCCUUCCCUGGGAGCUGGCGCUGGUGUCCUACCCGCGAUCCUGGGCCCCAGCAGGUGGGAGAGCUGCUCCCUGCGGAGCCCUAGCUGGAGGCUGCAGAGGAGGUGAACAGGAGAGCUGUGCAACGCCCCCUCUGACUCUCAGGCCCCACCCUGGAGGGGCGCUCCUGGCCCUCACCCUUAUAGGUGCUAUACUGUUGUAGGAUAAGAAGGACCUGUUGGUGGCCCUUGGCAGACCACCGUAGAGCCGUCCGGUGCUUGGGUCCCAGCCCUAUCUAUGCCCUCACCUCUGGCUGCGUCAUGAGUCAAUUUCAGGUGCCCCUGGCCGUCCAGCCGGACCUGCCAGGCCUCUAUGACUUUCCUCAGGGCCAGGUGACGGUAGGGGGCUUCCAGGGGUCUGGGCUGCCUGUGCCUGGGAGCGAAGCCCAGCUCCGAGGGGUUGGCGAUGGGCGAAAGAAGCGGAAGCGGUGUGGGACAUGUGAGCCCUGUCGGCGACUGGAGAACUGUGGGGCGUGCACCAGCUGCACCAACCGCCGCACGCACCAGAUCUGCAAACUGCGCAAGUGUGAGAUGCUCAAGAAGAAAGCGGGGCUCCUCAAGGAGGUGGAAAUAAAGGCUGGUGAAGGAGCGGGGCCGUGGGCACAAGGGGCGACUGUCAAGACAGGCUCAGAGCUCAGCCCAGUGGAUGGACCUGCUGCAGGUCCGAUGGACUCAGGGCCAGUGUACCAUGAGGACUCAAGGCAGCUAAGCACCUCAGGGGCUCCGGUCAAUGGUGCUAGAGAGCCCGCUGGACCCAGUCUGCUGGGGACUGGGGGCCCUUGGCGGGUAGACCAGAAGCCCGACUGGGACGCUGCCCCAGGCCCAGCCCACGCUGCCCGCCUGGAAGAUGCCCACGACCUGGUGGCCUUUUCGGCCGUGGCCGAAGCUGUGUCCUCUUAUGGGGCCCUUAGCACCCGGCUCUACGAAACCUUCAACCGUGAGAUGAGUCGCGAGCCUGGGAACAGUGGCAGGGGGUCCCGGCCAGGGCCCGAGGGCUGCUCUGUGGGCAGCGAAGACCUGGAUACACUGCAGACGGCCCUGGCCCUGGCCCGGCAUGGCAUGAAGCCGCCUAACUGCAACUGCGAUGGCCCAGAGUGCCCUGACUACCUCGAGUGGCUGGAGGGGAAGAUCAAGUCUGUGGUCAUGGAAGGUGGGGAGGAGCGGCCCCGGCUCUCCGGGACUCUUCCUCCUGUCCCUGGCGAAGCCGGCCUCCCAGCUGUGAGUGCCAGGCCACUGCUCAGCUCCGAAGCUCCCCAGCAGCCCCCCUCAGAGGGCCUGCCCCUGUCCCAGAGCGCCCUGAGCAUUGCCAAGGAGAAGAACAUCAGUUUGCAGACCGCCAUCGCCAUCGAGGCCCUCACCCAGCUCUCCUCUGCCCUCCCCCAGCCUUCCCAUCCUUCCUCCCAGGCUGCCUGCCCCCUCCCCGAGGCCUUGUCCCCUUCCACUCCUUUCCGGUCCCCCCAGUCCUACCUCCGGGCCACUUCCUCGUGGCCCGUGGUUGCCCCUGAGGAGCACCCAUCUUUUACUCCCGAGAGCCCUGCCUUCCCUCCUGCGACUCCCAGAACUGAAUUUCCUGAAGCCUGGGCCACCGACACCCCACCAGCAACUCCCCGGAGCUCCUGGCCCCUGCCCCGUCCCAGCCCUGACCCCAUGGCCGAACUGGAGCAGCUGUUGGGCAGUGCCAGUGAUUACAUCCAGUCAGUGUUCAAGCGGCCGGAGCCCCUGCCCGCUAAACCCAAGAUCAAGGCUGAGGUGCCGUCUCCCUCCCCGGCCCCAACCUCCUCCUCUCCCGUCCUGCAGAGAGAGACCCCCGUGCCAGCUCCAGAGCCUGACGCCCAUCAGAAGGCCCAGACUGCCUUGCAGCAGCACCUGCACCACAAGCGCAGUCUCUUCCUGGAGCAGGCCCAUGAGGCCUCCUUCCCCACCCCCUCAGACCCACCUGCUUCCAGCUGGUGGGCACCAGCCAGCUCGCCUGCGCCCCGGCCUCCAGAUAGGCCCCCCAAGGAGAAGAAGAAGAAGCCCCUUGCUGCUGCUGUAGGUGCCGUGGGGACGGAGAAAGCAGCCCCGGGGAUCAAGCCCAGUGUGCGCAAGCCUGUUCAGAUCAAGAAGUCCAGACCCCGGGAGGCGCAGCCCCUCUUCCCGCCGCUCAGGCAGAUCAUCCUGGAAGGGCCCAGGGCCCCCACUGCCACCGAGGAAGUGCAGGCACCUGCGCCUGGCACGACCUCCCCAGCGCAGGGCUCUGCUGUCCCUUUGCCCCCAGAACCUUCUCUUGCGCUAUUUGCACCUAGUCCCUCCGGGGACAGCCUGCUGCCCCCUACUCAGGAAAUGAGGUCCCCCAGCCCCAUGGCCACCCUGCAGCCAGGCUCCACUGGCCCCCUUCCCCCUGCCGAUGACAAGCUGGAGGAGCUCAUCCGGCAGUUCGAGGCUGAAUUUGGGGAUAGCUUUGGGCUUCCUGGCCCCACUUCUGUGCCCAUUCAGGACCCCGAGGCCCAGCCCCCUUGUCUCCCUGCUCCUGGGAGCCCCUUCGCCACCCGCUCCCCCAAGCAAAUCAAGAUUGAGUCUUCAGGGGCUGUGACUGUGCUCUCGACCACCUGCUUCCACUCGGAGGAGGGAGGCCAGGAGGCCACACCCACCAAGGCAGAGAAUCCACUAACCCCCACCCUCAGUGGCUUCUUGGAGUCACCCCUCAAGUACCUGGACACGCCAACCAAGAGUCUGCUGGAUACGCCUGCAAAGAGAGCCCAGGCCGAGUUCCCCACCUGUGAUUGUGUUGAACAAAUAGUGGAGAAAGAUGAAGGUCCGUAUUACACUCACCUGGGAUCUGGCCCCACGGUCGCCUCUAUCCGGGAGCUCAUGGAGGAACGGUAUGGGAAGAAAGGGAAAGCCAUCAGGAUUGAGAAGGUCAUCUACACCGGGAAGGAGGGCAAGAGCUCCCGCGGCUGCCCCAUCGCCAAGUGGGUGAUCCGCAGACACACGCUGGAGGAGAAGCUGCUGUGCCUGGUCCGGCACCGCGCCGGCCACCACUGCCAGAAUGCCGUGAUCGUCAUCCUCAUCUUGGCCUGGGAGGGCAUCCCCCGCAGCCUCGGAGACACCCUCUACCAGGAGCUCACCGACACCCUGCGGAAGUAUGGGAACCCCACCAGCCGGAGAUGUGGCCUCAAUGAUGACCGGACCUGCGCUUGCCAAGGCAAAGACCCCAACACCUGCGGUGCCUCCUUCUCCUUCGGUUGUUCCUGGAGCAUGUACUUCAACGGCUGCAAAUACGCUCGGAGCAAGACACCUCGGAAGUUCCGCCUUGCAGGGGACAACCCCAAGGAGGAAGAAGUGCUCCGGAAGAGUUUCCAGGAUCUGGCCACCGAGGUCGCCCCUCUCUACAAGCAGCUGGCCCCCCAGGCCUAUCAGAACCAGGUAACCAAUGAGGAAGUAGCGAUCGACUGCCGCCUGGGGCUCAAGGAAGGGCGACCCUUCUCGGGGGUCACGGCCUGCAUGGACUUCUGUGCCCACGCCCACAAGGACCAGCAUAACCUCUACAAUGGAUGCACUGUGGUCUGCACCCUGACCAAGGAAGACAAUCGCUGCGUGGGCCAGAUCCCUGAGGACGAGCAGCUGCAUGUGCUCCCGCUCUACAAGAUGGCCAGCACAGACGAGUUUGGCAGCGAGGAGAACCAGAACGCCAAGGUGGGCAGCGGUGCCAUCCAGGUGCUCACUGCCUUCCCCCGUGAGGUCCGCCGCCUGCCCGAGCCCGCCAAGUCCUGCCGCCAGCGGCAGCUCGAGGCCAGGAAGGCAGCAGCCGAGAAGAAGAAGAUGAUGCAGAAGGAGAAGCUGAGCACUCCGGAGAAGAUCAAGCAGGAAGCCCUGGAGCUGGCUGGUGUCACGCCCGACACAGGCCUGUCUCUGAAAGGGGCGUUGCCGCAGCCAGGCCUAAAGCCCUCGCUCAAGGUGGAGCCACAGAACCACUUCAGCUCCUUCAAGUACAGCAGCAACGCGGUGGUGGAGAGCUACUCGGUGCUGGGCAACUGCCGGCCCUCUGACCCAUACAGCGUGAACAGCGUGUACUCCUACCACUCCUACUACGCACAGCCCAGCCUGACCUCCGUGAACGGCUUCCACGCCAAGUACGCGCUGCCCUCAUUCGGCUACUAUGGCUUUCCACCCGGCAACCCCGUCUUCCCUUCCCAGUUCCUGGGCCCCGGGGCCUGGGGCCACAGCAGCAGCAGCAGCAGUGGCAGUUUCGAGAAGAAGCCAGACCUCCAUGCGCUGCACAGCGGCCUGAGCCCGGCCUAUGGUGGUGCUGACUUUGCCGAGCUGCCGGGACAGGCUGUUCCAACUGAUGCCCACCUCCCCACGCCUCCCCACCAGCAGCCUGCUUACCCAGGCCCCAAGGAGUAUCUGCUUCCCAGAGCACCCCAGCUCCACACGGCUUCCCGGGAUCCCGUGCCCUUCUCCCAGAGUUCCAACUGCUACACCAGAUCCAUCAAGCAAGAGCCCGUAGAGCCGCUGGUACAGACCGAAGCUGCUCCCCGAGAGCUGGGCAAGCUGGGCAAGCCACCUCUGCCCGAGGCAUCUCAGAACGGGGGGCCCAACCACCUGUGGGGCCAGUUCUCUGGAGGUGCCAACAUGUCUCCCAAGAGGACCAAUGGUGUGAGUGGUAGCUGGGGUGUGUACCCUCCUGGGGACAGCCCUGCCGCUGCUACAGACAAGCUUGGCUCCUUCGGGGCUGGCUGCCUGACCCCUUCACACUUCCCGGAGGGCCAGUGGGGGCUGUUCCCUGGUGAGGGGCAGCAGUCAGCACCCCACACCGGGGGGCGCCUGCGAGGCAAACCCUGGAGCCCCUGCAAGUUUGGAAGUGGCACUGCUGCCACUGCCUCUGCCUUGCCUGGGCCCGGCCUGACAGAGAAGUCGUGGGGUGUGGGUGCAGCAGCAGAUCUCAGUGCUGCCCUCAAGGGCUCACCUGGGCUGCAAGACAAGCUGUGGAACCCCCUGAAAGGGGAGGAAGGAAGGAUUCCGACGCCUGCGGCGGGCCAGCUGGACAAGGCUUGGCCGGGUCUUGGUGGGCCUCUGGGUCCGGGGACGGACAAGCUGUGGGAGCCCUUUGGCCUGGAGGAGGGUCCUGCAGCAGCAGCGGCGGCGGCUUCUGGAGCGCCUGGAGCAGUCGGUGAGGAGCCCGCCUCCAAGGGGGCCGUGAAAGAGGAGAAGGCUGGAGAGGAGGAGGAGGAGGAGCUGUGGUCAGACAGCGAGCACAACUUCCUGGACGAGAACAUCGGCGGUGUGGCCGUGGCACCGGCCCACGGCUCCAUCCUCAUAGAGUGUGCCCGGCGGGAGCUGCAUGCCACCACACCACUCAAGAAGCCCAACCGCUGCCACCCCACCCGCAUCUCGCUGGUCUUCUACCAGCACAAGAACCUCAACCAGCCCAAUCAUGGGCUGGCGCUCUGGGAGGCCAAGGUCAAGCAGCUGGCCGAGCGGGCUCGCGCCCGCCAGGAGGAGGCAGCGCGCCUGGGCCUGGGCCAGCAGGAGGCCAAGCUGUACGGCAAGAAGCGCAAGUGGGGCGGCACCGUGGUGGCCGAGCCGCAGCAGAAGGAGAAGAAGGGGAGCAUCCCCACGCGGCAGGCGCUGGCCAUGCCCACAGACUCGGCCGUCACCGUGUCCUCCUACGCCUACACGAAGGUCACUGGCCCCUACAGCCGAUGGAUCUAGGUGCCAGGGAGCCAGCGUACCUCAGCGUCGGGCCCAGCCCGAGCUGCCUCUGGUGCUUUCGCCCUCAUGCCUGGGGGCGGGUUGGGGGUGCAGAAGUCUUUUUAUCUCUAUACAUAUAUAGAUAAUGCAUAUCAUAUAUAUGUAUUUAUGGUCCAGACCUCAGAGCUGACCCGCCCCGUCCCCCACUUCCCCAGCACUUUGAAGAAACUACGGCUGUCGGGUGAUUCCCCCCCCCAUGAUCUUAAUAUUUAUAUCUCCACCUUUUUUCCCUCCUCUCUUCUUUGGAGGGGCUUUUAUUUCCUUUGUUUUUAAAACUCUAUCCUUGUAUAUCACAAUAAUGGAAAGAAAAUUUAUAGUGUCCUUUCACAAAGGAGUAGUUUUAAAUUCCAUUUAAAAUGUGUAUUUAUUGGGUUUUUUAAAGCGACAAUAGUAAUGGUAAAGGAUGGGCAGGAAAGGCCAGUGGUUGCUCGCUCCUGCUCAGGCCAGCUGGGCCCAGGAGCGGGGACAGCCCCCCAGGCUGUCCCUCCCUGCCACCAGCCCCUGAGCUCUGCUGCAGGAGGGGAGAGUCUGUAUGUAGCCAAACAACCCCGGCUUGCCACUGGGGGCCCCACCCUGGACACCCUGGCCUAGAUCUCCCCCAGAAAUCAGGUUGGAAGUAGACAGCUUCAGGCUUGGUAGUCUCCACACUGAAUCCACUGUCCGUUAUUUAUCAAGUCACACAUUGUCACGGCUCACUAGGCAGCACCUGGGAGCUGAAGGGGCCCCCAGGAGCCAGUGAAUUUGGCGCUGAAGGAAUCUGAGUGGCAGUUUUUGCAAACGCUCCCCACCCCCAAAGUCUAUGCUGGGAUGGAGCAAAGGGCUACUGUAUCUUUCAAAAGUCAGAAGUUGAAUCCAAGCUGUGAAAAGCCCGGCAUGGCCCUGCCCUCGGUGCGCAGGGCUGUGCGGAAACUGGUGCUGUAGCAGAGCCUGGUGCUGUCUCCUCCAGGCUGGGACUCCAGCUCCGCGGGCAGGUUGCAGCCUGCGGGAGCUUGGCGGGGUAACAGCGGUGAGCACGUCCACCCCUCCUCAUGUCCACGUUGGACCCUGGUGCAUGCCUCCCCGAGCCUGCCCCCUCCGUGCUCCUUCGGGGUGGGGCUGGGGGGCAACCCUUACCAGUUUUAAAGUGCAAGAGUCACAUGUUUCUCAGCAGGUUGCUAUGAUUCUCCUCUCUCAUUGGUGCCAUUUCUCCAUCUGAUCAUGUCCUCUCCUUCCUUCCCUCUCCACUCACUUCAACACACCUGUUCUAAAAUUUUGGUGCAUUUGUUCAGUUCUUUGAGGAUGUGGUGCUUAAUUCUUUGUGACAUUAUUGAGCUAGGUUGGGCCCGGCAGGUGGAAGCAGCCCUCCCCUUCAGCAAGGCAGGCUUCUUGGAGUGUGUUUUCCUGUGGCAUUGACAGAAGGGAAGUCCGGCUACCUGUGGGGACGUAUGUGGUGAGUGUGGGAGAGGCAGGCGGCCGCCACGCCCUGGGAUCAUCAUUCGGUAUUUCUCGCGCAGUCUUUGUCAGACGUAGGUCCUCAUUCAUCAGUAGAGUCUAACAAUCAGAUGAUGAUGCUGAAGGCAGGCGAGUCCCUGAGCUUCCAGGUGCCUUGUGUAGGAGCGGAGAGCUGGCCGCUGGGCGCUCCUGGGGCCUCGGCUGCGAACGCCAGCGGGAUGGCCGCAAGACGUCCUGUGCAUUCACGUGGUCUGCUUUUCACUGUAUAUAGGGAGAGAGUUUUUUAAGCACUUUUGCCUAGAUUUAAGCAGCAACUUGAAAAAAAAAGUUUUAACAUGUAAUUGUGGGAGAAACUGUAAAUAGUAACUGAAUAUUUAAUGUGCUUUGUCUAUCCUCCACUUUGACCAUAUUCUGUAAAGUUGCAUUUAUUUUACAGGACAAAAACAAAAUAUUAUUGUUUUGGAAAUAAAUACCCAAGAGCUUAUCAGGACUUAGAAUUAUUCAGAAUUCAGAUUUAUAGGAAAAAACCUCUGACCUUCAGUGUGACAAGCUAAAGGAAGCAGAGUCUUAACAAGCAUGCUAAUUUUCUAGUUUUGAGGAAGAGUUGGGUCCUUGAAAUGCUAUUUUGCUUAUCGCAUCAGUACUCUUAUGCAGGUCUCAUUUGACUCCGUGCUUAGGUAGAUGCGGGGGUGCCUUGAAAACUUCAUUUUAAAUGAUCUUAAGCAAGAGAUAUGCUAUUUUACGAAAACAUGUGGCGACUGUGACUGUCUGCGUGACCCGUGGAAGCCCCAGGUUGGCUGUUGGUUUGGAAGGUCCCGCGUGUAACCCAGGUGAUGCCCGUGCUGGGCAGGUGUGAAUCUUCCUGUGUGUCCGGUAUGCUUCCCGCCCCCCACCCCGGCCCCUUGGUAGCAAAGCCAUUAGAUGCAAGGAGAACCCAGUACAAGCGCGAAGCAUGUGACAGCCGUGCCCCCUCCCCGUGCCAGCCCAUGAGCGACUAGGGUAGGACGCAGGCUGCUGCGAGGUGAGGCCGCGGGGCCCCCCCGCCAGCCGAGCCGGCCCGUGCCCACUCUCCACACUACACGUGUAACCUACCUCAAAGCUCAGUCAUUGACGUCCGCAUGCUUUAGUUGUGUGCUUCAAACGUAACUAUGCACAGCUCUUUGUCUCCCCCGUGCUGCUGAAGGUUUCCUAGAAGAAGCAGAUUUUUAUUUUUUACUGGCACUAUCAUUUUUUUAAAAGUCCUAAAAAUGAUUGACAUUUGUAUCAUGAGAAGAAAAAUAAAGCCAUCGCAAUUACAGAACCUAAAGCAUGACCACGUCCUAAGAGUGCCGACAUGGUGACAGCAGACAGGGCCUGAGUCCCCGCCACCACCCUCGCGCAGUGCAGGCACCCCCCCCCCCACGUUGUUUGGUUUUUCUCUGCCUUGGUGUGUGAGGGAAGCACUUGCCGAGUUCUUAGCUAAGAGAUUUUCCCCCCCAGAAUAGAAGUUGCUUCACGGCAGGUUCUCACAAAAUAACUGGUGCUAGCUUAAAAAACCCUUACCUAACCCCUGGCAGCCUGGCUGCAGGUCUCGUGCUGGGCAGAGUCGGCGACUCCCAGCCCGGCUCCCUGGGUUCCUCUACCUUCUGAGAGGACAGCGUGGGCGUGGCGACAGGUCCCCAGCGGGGCCCCUCAGGCCUCUCUGGGACAGAGUGACCUUCCUGAAGUGAGGAAUGAAGCAAAGCUUAGGGCUUUGCAGAUGUGUAGGUGUGUGAGGCCGGGUGCCAGGGAGUAGAAGGAAUGUGAAGUCGUUGAGCGAAACCCAGCCAGACUUGCUUCUCCACUGUUUCAGCACAGCAGGGUGUCGCAGUGAGGCAGAGCUGGCCGAAGACUCCUAUCCCUGACGUGCCUCAACUAAGCUCUCUUCCCUUUUGUUACUGCAGUGCGUUUUAUGGCCUAGGAAGCAUUUUUAUGAAUUGAAAUCGUCUAAAUAAAAUGGUGCUACGGUGUUUUAAUGUGACUGUCCCUGAUCCUGUCUUGCUGAGGUGCUAGCCCCAUGCUGAAACCACAACCAACCAAAAACGAGGUGGGCUCCAGUCUCUCGGCUUCUUCGUGUCCCCUCACCCCAUCCUUCUUUUGGUGCUGUCUUUGGAAACCUCUGUUUACCAUGCUUGGAUCCGCUCUGGGCGGCUGUUUUGCUUUGUUCCACUGUUCUUCCCCUAGUGGCCAAAAACGGUCCCAACCAAGGCAGGUGGGGAAGCGGCCAGCUCCCUCACUGUACAGGGGACUGGGGUUUGCCUGGCGGGCAGGUGCAUUCUGACACGCAGGCCUGAGGAGCGGUUGCAGAGAGGAGUGAGGUGCUCCCGCCCCUGUGGGUGUGGCCGCCGUCGGCAGAGCCCGGAGCGGCCCAGGUGCUAGGCAGACAUCUCUGGGAGGGGUCCUGCCGGGACCAGGGCGGGCAAGGGGCACACUCCCCACAGCUCGCAGCCUGUACCCAGUGUGGACCCUCCCUUGUGGGCAAUGCCUCAUGUUGAAGCUUUCCAGGUUUGCUGGGGCUGCUUCCUAGUUGGUGCUGUUAUGAAUUUUCUUGGGUCCACAGAAGCUGAUGUUUCCAAAACUCCACAGGAAGCCCCACUGUGUGUCAUCCACUGUCACCGUGGUUUUUUUUUAAAUACCUCAAAAACACGACAUGGUGACAACUUGGCGAGGUGGUGUCCAUGAGGGUCUGAUUCCUGUGGGUGGUCCAUCUGACUGUGUCCUGGACCCUGAGGAGUCUCAGGGUCACUCUGGUUUUCCAUCUCAGCAGUCAGCAUCACUGAAAGAACAAAAGCAGGUAGGCUGGGGUGGUUGACUGAGUCUCAACUUUGCUUUAAAACAGUGCGACUCUCCUGCCUGCCCACAGCUCCCAGUUUGGCCCUGGCGCGGGGGGCGUGGGCUGGAGUGACACCCCCUGAAUCUAGUUCCUCUGCAGCAUGUGCUCUUGUGCACAUGCACAGCCAACUUUAGUGUCCUCUGGACCAAAACCAACACUUUGAGGUGCACACCCCCAGCCUUGCUUGUCCUGCCCCACCGGUGCUCCCAGCUCUUGUCCUGUGGGCAAGAGUCCAGCAAUAGCUUCUCCCCUGAGCAGAGGCUGCAGCGCAGAAAUGCCAAGUCUGCAACCCCCCCCCCCUUUUUUUCUUUGCUCCCAGAGUCGGUGAGCGGGUUGAUGUACUUCCUUGUUGGCUUCUGUUCUGAUGAUCAGGGAUGCUUUCCGAGUGGUACUGUCCUGUUCUCCUGUGACAGAACAACCUGUCAGCCACCCGGGGGGAGCUCCGUGCAAACCCAACCGGCUCAUGUGAACAUUCCAAACUGUCUUGGUUCCCACACAGGAAUUCUUGUUUCUUUUCUUUGGUGAAGGGAGAGGAGAAGAGAGCAGGAGUAAUGUCAUUUCUUUUCCAUGUGUUCAAGACAGGUGGCAGAGUGGAAAUAUGAACGCAUUAGACUUAAUCUAGAACCCCUGUAGUUUUUUGAGGUGUUUUAGUUUUUUAUCUCUUCAAAUUCCUGUUUGGUUCCCUGGCUUCCAAUGGAGGUGUACUUAACAACCAUACUUGAAUAUUCCGUCUUUGUAAACUGUGGCUACUUGAAAUGAAGUUUAUCUGGGGUUGAUGGAUGAAUGGUAGAUUUUUUGCAAUGUCUCAAGGCAAUAGGAUGUGUAUUAUUAAACUGUAGAUAUUCUUAGUAAAUUUAUGCUGAUAAUUUUAUUUUGUAUAAUUUUUAUCUUUUCGUUAAUUUUUUCCUUCUGCUUUUAUUGGUUUGCCUCCUGAUGACCCCUCCUCACCCUCCCUUCCUGCCCUCCCCAGUGUUUCAGUAAAUUUAAUUUAGGGUGCCUAGAAAUUGCAAGUAUGUAUCCUUUUUUGAUUUGUAUUUUAUUAUAAUUUACACAAACAACUGGGUUUGUGAACUGUAUUACUCCUGGUAUCUUUAAAAUAUUGUGGGUGUUUUAAUAAAUUUUAUAUUUAUUUUUUGCACUCAAA
Ochotona curzoniae (black-lipped pika) is the source of this 11421-nucleotide messenger RNA. RefSeq names its product tet methylcytosine dioxygenase 3 (gene TET3). The transcript has 12 exons. Gene Ontology annotation, biological process: oxidative demethylation; positive regulation of transcription by RNA polymerase II. The record is from RefSeq and is a predicted model, not a curated record. Gene Ontology annotation, cellular component: nucleus. Lineage: Eukaryota; Metazoa; Chordata; Mammalia; Lagomorpha; Ochotonidae. Gene Ontology annotation, molecular function: DNA binding; zinc ion binding; DNA 5-methylcytosine dioxygenase activity. The coding region runs from base 524 to 5956 and encodes 1810 amino acids.